This is a messenger RNA of Musca vetustissima, 2371 nucleotides long. RefSeq lists its product as uncharacterized. Lineage: Eukaryota; Metazoa; Arthropoda; Insecta; Diptera; Muscidae. The annotation marks the transcript as partial. The transcript is spliced from 2 exons. The record is from RefSeq and is a predicted model, not a curated record.
AUGUCUUUGGAAGCCUUCAUUCGUCAAGCCGAUCGUCUGGUCACCUUCAAUGCCGAAGUAGUCCGUGGUAAUGUUCCCUUGACGUCUGCCCAAUUCGUAAAAAUUCACAUUUCUGAAGUUAAGUCCUUAUGGGCAGGCACCAAAUCAGCGUAUGACCAAUUUAUGUCCGAUCGAGCUAGCGAAGAACAGAACGAGGAGGAUAAUGAACAGGAAGAAGAUGCAGAAGCCGCUUCAGAGCUUGAGACAUUCCAAGCCAAGUAUAAUAGUGCCUAUAUCACUUAUUGCGAGUGCUUGGCUCGCCUUACACAGUUGUCUGAGGAUCUCCAAACAGUUCCUAAAGAGCCGUCUGUUUCACUUCCAAACCCUUCGCCUCAGAGUCCUAAUUCUAUGGUCCAUAAUGAUCACGGUUCAAAUUAUUCUUUCAAUUUGCCUCCAUGUGAUACCGAAGUCUUCAACGGGGAUUAUAUGUCAUGGCCUACUUUCCGAGAUUUAUUCACAGCCGUGUACAUAAAAAAUUCUAGGCUCAGUCCAGUCGAGCGAUUGUUUCAUUUGACCCAGAAGACUAAAGGCGAAGCUAGAGAUAUUGUUCAACGCGCACCUUUGACAAAUCAAGGUUUUCAACUUGCUUGGAAAGGUUUGUGCGAUCGUUUCGAAAAUAAGCGAAUUCUUGUUAAUGGUCAGUUAAAAGUUCUACUCAAUCUUCCUGUCAUUAAUUCCGAGUCAGCGAGUGCAAUUAAGUCAUUGCAACGCGACAUAAAUUCUUGUAUUGCUGCGUUAUCUCUGUACGAUAUCGACGUCAGAAGUUGGGAUCCAAUAUUUGUUUUUCUUUGUUCGAAUCGUCUUCCUGACUCAACUCUGACGCUUUGGGAACAAGGUUUGGCUGACAAGACUGUUAUUCCAAAAUGGGCUGACCUUGAUUCUUUCCUUACGAAUCGACAUCGUACGCUCGAAUCCGUCUCCGAGAUGCGCAAUUAUCCGAAGUCUGAUGGUCAUAAAACUAAAUCCAAUAUACAUUCAAAUAAUUCGAAGUUCAGCUCAUUUCAGACCAAUGUUACGGCUCCAAAUUGUCCUUUGUGCAGAAAUUCCGCUCAUAUAAUUCGAAAAUGUCCUAGAUUCAUUGCUAUGGAUGUUGAACAACGAGUGGCUGAGAUCAAGAAACAAGGUCUAUGUCUGAAUUGUUUCUCGAAAACUCACCACAUAAAAAAUUGUACGAGUAAAAAUAAUUGUUUCGAAUGUCAGAGGCGGCACAACACUAUGCUCCAUGAUCGUUCAAAUUCACCUACGAGCUCUGCCAAUUUAAGCCCACACUCCACUCAAUUUGCUCCCAAUUCAAUACAGGCCACUAGUUCAGGGGGUGGAGUAAUUCAAACAUGUUUUACAUCCAACUCUCGGGGUGUUUUGUUAGGGACUGCGUUGGUGAAUGUGAUCCACUUAGGUGUAACGUAUCACGCUCGUGUACUCCUAGAUUCGGGUUCUCAAGGAACAUUCAUAUCCGAACGAUUCUUCAACAAACUAAAACUUUCGUAUCAGCGUACCAACGUUCAAGUUUCUGGUCUUAAUAACUCGGCAGCUGCCUCCGUUCGAAAAUUAUGUUCUGUUGUGCUGUCCUCUCGAUUUGAUGAUUCCGUUCAGCUUUCCGUGCAAGCAUUCGUGGUUCCACAUUUGUCUGGAAAUCUUCCUUCCCGCACAUUACCACCAUAUUUGUUCUCUCAACUUCCUUCAAUUAAUCUGGCUGACCCACAUUUCUUCAAAAGCUCAAGCAUCGAUAUCCUUAUAGGCGGUGAUUUUCUUCCAAACAUCAUGCGUGCUGGGGUAAUGCGCGAUAUUUGCGACUCCUUAAUGGGACAAGAAACUAUCUUCGGAUGGAUUUUAACUGGCCCCGUUCCGGAUUUCACUCCACCAGCCUCUCUUACUUCCAAUUUCUGCGAGGUCUCCUUAGUCAAAGAGAUUUGUCAUUCCUACGAAGUUGAGAACCUUCCUAGAGAAAAAAUUCCUCCUGACACCGAUGAAUAUUGUGAGGAGCUCUACGUUUCCACUACAAAAAGGAAUAAAGAUGACUGUAAAAAGGAGUAUGAUCAGGUACUCAAUGAGUACGUUCAGUCGAAACACAUGGUCUCAGUUCCUAAUCCAUGUUUAAAUAGUGCUUCACGUCAUUAUGAUUUACCACAUCCUUCAGAUACGUCCAAUGGUCACAGCCUGAACGAUGUUUUGCACGCUGGUCCGGUGUUGCAAUCUGACUUGACCACUUUCCUUCUCAAAUGGCGUUUCUUCCGAAUUAUAUUCAAUGCGGACAUCGAGAAUAUGUACCGCCAGAUUCUUGUUCAUCCAGAUCAUACUCCGUUCCAACGUAUAAUAUUCCGCAACCACCCAG